UAUAGUUUGUGAUUGGACAAGACACCUGUCACUCAAAGUAUACAUGAAGUUCAACAGUCUGCCACAGGGAAAAGUUGGAAUGGAUGGAUGGAAUGGAUUACUGUGGAUUAAUUCUGUUAUUUUCUUGAACGGAGAACUUUAUUUAAACGGAGAACUUUACACAUUACACAUAAGAUUCCAUACCUGUAUAUCUUGAGUGACAAGUGUCUUGUCCAAUGAUCGAAAAAUCUUCACUUCGUAUCUUUGCCAAUAAGCCUACUCCAGGCAAACCACAAAAUGUCAGUAAAAAUGAUACAGGAGUUAAACAGGCUGUCCUAACUGCAACCUACACCUUCAACAACAAGUCCAAUGAUGCCUUCUUUUUUAAGGCUUCAGCCAUUGAUGAGGCACAAAGACAAAUCGUUAAAGGUAUAAAGUACUUUCUCAAAAUCGAGAUAUCUCGGACUGUGUGCAUGAAGAGAGAGACUGAUGCUGACCUUGAAAACUGUGGCUUCCAGCCAGAACCUGGUUUACAACAGACUUUUCUCUGUAACUUUGAGGAGUGGGCUAUACCAUGGCUGAAGCUAAUGAAGACCACACAUUUCGUUUGCCUUCCUUCUGACAAGUAUUAUUACUAACUAUGCAUCUGAAACAGCACGUGCUUUGAAUUUCAGUUAACCGGUUAAGAAUAAAAUACUCGGUUGCUAUGCAUAAUUGAACUGCUCCUUCAGUGCUCAUGCAUAAUACCUAGAUACUGAUUAAACUGAUCAUAUGGUGAGAAAUGUACAUCAGAGUUAUGACUAGUAUAUGGUGGGAAGUAAAGAGGUUUCGCUUUACUGGAGCUUUAGCUCCAUAGUACUGCUCAAUGGAAGAUAUAGAAAUGCUAUACAAGCAGGUUCAUUUCUUUCUUUCUUUCUUUCUUUAUUGUACACACUUUCCAGUAGCUGCUACUGUAUGAAUGCCCACAAAUGGUCAUGAAUUAAACUCACAAACUGGCGAAAGUAAUCAACAGGAAAUUAUUGCUAAUAGCCAGUUCCUCCUUCAGAGCUGAAAUGAUCUUUGCAAAUGGAAGCUAGGAAACAUAACUAAUGUAAGUGUUUUAAAUUAAAGCAAUGGAUUUGUAAAAUAAAGUUUUGGCAUUCCAGUGUUA
Tachysurus vachellii is the source of this 1129-nucleotide messenger RNA. Its product is annotated as cystatin-F-like. Gene Ontology annotation, biological process: immune response; positive regulation of myelination; negative regulation of microglial cell activation. Gene Ontology annotation, cellular component: lysosome; Golgi apparatus; late endosome. Lineage: Eukaryota; Metazoa; Chordata; Actinopteri; Siluriformes; Bagridae. Bases 216 to 617 code for a protein of 133 amino acids. Gene Ontology annotation, molecular function: cysteine-type endopeptidase inhibitor activity. The transcript is spliced from 4 exons. The record is from RefSeq and is a predicted model, not a curated record.